UGCCGGAGCCGCCGCCGCCGCCGCCGCCGCAGCGAUGAAUUCCGCCGAGCAGACCGUUACGUGGCUCAUCACCCUGGGCGUGCUCGAGUCGCCCAAGAAAACCAUCUCGGACCCGGAGGUCUUCCUGCAGGCGUCGCUGAAGGAUGGGGUGGUCCUCUGCCGGCUGCUGGAACGCCUGCUCCCCGGGACCAUCGAGAAAGUCUACCCGGAGCCGCGGAACGACGGCGAGUGCCUGAGCAACAUCCGCGAGUUCCUGCGCGCCUGCGCGGCCUCGCUGCGGCUGGAGACGUUUGACGCAAAUGAUUUGUAUCAGGGGCAGAACUUUAACAAGGUCCUCAGUUCCCUAGUGACUCUAAAUAAAGUAACAGCAGACAUUGGACUAGGAAGUGACUCUGUGUGUGCUCGGCCUUCUUCACAUCGGAUCAAGUCAUUUGAUUCCUUGGGAUCCCAGACCUCACACAGUCGGACUUCAAAAUUGCUCCAGGGCCAGUACCGGAGUUUGGACAUGACUGACAGUAGCAACAGCCAACUGGUAGUGCGGGCCAAGUAUAACUUCCAGCAGACCAAUGAAGAUGAGCUCUCCUUCACCAAGGGGGACGUCAUCCACGUCACGCGAGUGGAGGAAGGAGGCUGGUGGGAGGGCACACACAACGGCAGGACCGGUUGGUUUCCCAGCAACUAUGUGCGCGAGAUCAAGCCAACUGAGAAGCCUGUGUCACCCAAAUCAGGAGCCUUGAAGAGCCCUCCCAAAGGGUUUGACACUACUGCCAUCAACAAGAGCUAUUACAAUGUGGUGCUACAGAAUAUUUUAGAAACAGAAAAUGAAUAUUCUAAAGAGCUGCAGACUGUGCUUUCCACCUACCUGCGGCCAUUGCAGACCAGCGAGAAGUUGAGUUCAGCAAACACUUCCUAUUUAAUGGGAAAUCUUGAAGAGAUAUGCUCCUUCCAGCAAACGCUUGUACAGUCCUUAGAAGAGUGCACCAAGUCGCCUGAGGCCCAGCAGAGAGUCGGCGGCUGCUUUCUGAGUUUGAUGCCCCAGAUGAGGACUCUGUACCUCGCAUAUUGUGCCAACCACCCAUCUGCCGUGAGCGUCCUCACAGAGCACAGUGAGGACCUGGGGGAGUUCAUGGAGACGAAAGGUGCCAGCAGCCCCGGGAUCCUUGUGCUGACCACUGGCCUCAGCAAGCCCUUCAUGCGCCUGGACAAGUACCCCACACUGCUGAAGGAGCUGGAGAGACACAUGGAGGAUUAUCAUCCUGAUAGGCAAGAUAUUCAGAAAUCCAUGACUGCCUUCAGAACUCUGUCAGCCCAGUGUCAAGAAGUACGGAAAAGGAAAGAGCUUGAGUUGCAGAUCCUGACCGAGUCUAUCCGGAGCUGGGAAGGUGAUGACAUCAAGUCAUUGGGCCACGUCAUUUACAUGUCCCAGGUCCUGAUUCAGUGCGCAGGAAGUGAGGAAAAGAAUGAAAGAUACCUUCUACUCUUCCCAAAUCUUUUGCUGAUGUUGUCUGCCAGUCCCAGGAUGAGUGGCUUCAUCUAUCAGGGAAAGCUACCGACGACAGGAAUGACAAUCACAAAGCUAGAAGACAGUGAAAACCAUAGGAAUGCAUUUGAGAUAUCAGGGAGCAUGAUUGAGCGGAUUCUGGUGUCCUGUAAUAACCAGCAGGACCUGCACGAAUGGGUGGACCAUCUGCAGAGGCAGACCAAGGUCACGUCCACGAGCAACCCCACCAUCAAGCCCCACUCCGUGCCGUCUCACACUCUCCCCUCCCAUCCUAUCACUCCAUCCAGCAAGCACGCGGACAGCAAGCCCGCAGCCCUGACGCCUGCGUACCACACACUCCCCCACCCCUCCCACCAUGGCACCCCGCACACUACCAUCAGUUGGGGACCCCUGGAGCCUCCGAAGACCCCCAAGCCUUGGAGCCUGAGCUGCCUACGGCCUGCACCUCCCCUCCGGCCCUCAGCUGCUCUCUGCUACAAGGAGGACCUCAGCAAGAGCCCCAAGAGCAUGAAGAAGCUCCUGCCGAAGCGCAGGCCGGAAAGGAAGCCCUCGGACGAGGAGUUCGCCUCGCGGAAAAGCACAGCUGCUCUGGAGGAAGAUGCUCAGAUCCUGAAAGUUAUCGAAGCUUAUUGCACAAGCGCCAAGACGCGGCAGACACUCAAUUCAACAUGGCAAGGCACUGACCUGAUGCAUAAUCACGUCUUGGCAGAUGACGACCAAUCAAGUCUAGACUCCUUGGGUCGUCGCAGUAGCCUUUCUCGUUUGGAGCCCUCAGACCUCUCGGAAGACUCUGAGUAUGACAGUAUAUGGACAGCCCAUAGUUACAGAAUGGGUUCUGCAUCCCGCUCACGCAAAGAAGCCGUUCCACAAGUUUUGCUUCCAGAAGAAGAGAAAAUUAUAGUCGAAGAAACUAAAAGUAACGGUCAGACAGUGAUAGAAGAAAAGAGCCUCGUGGACACAGUGUACGCGCUAAAGGACGAAGUCCAAGAGUUAAGACAGGACAACAAGAAGAUGAGGAAGUCAUUAGAGGAGGAGCAGAGGGCCCGCAGGGACCUGGAGAAGCUGGUGAGGAAGGUUCUGAAGAGCCUGAAUGACCCUGCUUGGGAUGAGACCAACCUAUAGGCCGCCCCCUCCUCCUCCAGCCUGAAGACCAGCAGUUCCCAGACCAGGUCGGGACCUCUGGCCCAGGCAGGGUGACUGUCGGGACUGAGGAAGGGGGUCUCCGUCGGGCAAAUGGACAGUGCCACGGCUGAAACACCCACAUGUGAGCCACAGGCACGGGACCCACGCCGCAUCAGCCUCCCGCUCAGACCUCUCGGUUCCCUCACUGUGCAGUGACGGGCCCAAGUCCCGGCUUUUGGACUUGCACUUGAAUAUAGAAACACACGUGCUUCUUGUAAAUUCUCCAUGCCAGACGCAUGUCUGGAUCGUGUGGGGGGCUGACCCUCUUGCUAGGGUUUUUCUUCCCACCAGCCUUUCUGGACAUGAGGAUUUGGAGCUGCUUUCAUGAAGCUUUGAAAACAGGUGGAAAGAUGGCCUUCAGCAGAGGUCUGAAGUUCUCAGCACCCGCGUGGGCUCCCCGUGCUGAGGCAGCAGGACCGUGUUUUUGUCACCAGUCUUCCCUUUCAGUAUUCUAGCCUCAGGCCUGUGGCUGUGCCCUGGCCACCAUACCGGCUGAAUGAGACUCGGUCCUGAAUUCCAGCAAGUCUUCAUCCACCUGUCUACCUACCGGUGCUGGCUCCCAUCGCUGACCCAGGGAAUGGGUUACGGGAGUGUGUCACGGCGGGGAAGUGGGUGAGUUUGGCCUAUGUGGGCUCAUGUGGAAACUUGACAGAAUGCACUGUUUGACCCUCACCCUGAGAAAACUAGGACCUGUACAUAGAUGCAUUAUUUAUUGUACACCGCAGCCAGUGAGCCUGGACAGAGGCGGUGCUGCAAGCUAACGCUGUCAGCUGACCUCAACCCUGAGGUCUGCUUUGCCGUGGGCUCUAGCCAGCACUGUUCCAGACCCACUGAAAGCCCGCCCUCCCUCUUUCAGCAAGAAUAAAGCAAUACACACCUGAACUCGAGCUGGGUAGUCAAGGACUGCCCUGAGCUGUGGAGAGGGCCCUGCCUUGGCUUCGUUCUGCUGCCUCCCCAGGUGGGCUUGGGAGGGCCCGCCGCAGGGGCUGCUGCUGCUUCAGCAGCAGGUGACGGUGACCUCCGGAGCUUAGCCACCUGCUUUGUCCAGAGCUUGCUUUGAGUGGAGGAAGCUUGUCCAUAGGCAGUGUUACGGAUUUAAAAUCAGGAGCAGCACCGCGCGUUGUGUGCUGGCCUCACACACGCUGGCUGACUUGGUCUGCUGGCCAGGCCACCCUUUGCCCUCACACAAGCCUUCUGUGGUGGUUUUGAGCUGGGCUCUUUGCAGGUGCUUCCUGUUCUGGUGUUGGCUUCUGCCUCUGCACUGACUGGUCCCAGUCUCCCCCGCCCGGGCCUGUCAGCCCCAGUCCAGCAGCCUCACUUGGCCUUCUCUAGAUCACCUCAGCGUCAGCGUUCUGUCCACUAACACCGAAGCAAGAGAAGAUGGCAUAUCUCUGUUCUUGUUUUCCAAGUGUUUGGGGGAUUCGCAGGCCAUCACAGAGGAGCAUGGUCAAGUGCGUUUGCUCUCGCAGCACAGUCUAACUCAGGAACAACUCCCCACAUCACCACCACCAGCCACAGCUGGCCUGGGUUGCCGUGCAGCUCCAAAAAUCGUCCUUGCCACCAAUGAGGUCGCCUUCUCUGUCCCAGGAUGAUCUUCUACAGACCUGCCUUAAUGAUUCCCUUGAUGUAUUUCAUGAGAAUACUCAUGUUUUUAACAUCCCUGCCUGGACGUGGUGGCCAGAAUUGUGUGUGGACACAUUGCCUUCUCUUUCUGAGGAGCCCGUAUAUAGGCUCUCCAGGCAGCAAGAAUCUGCAUCUGAGAGCAGUUCUUUUUAACUCCCCUGUUACACAUAUGUCUCAUCAGGUGGCCUCCAGGAGUGGGCUUUGGUGUAGAUAAUAAAGGGGCACCAUUCACCAAGGCUGCUCCUGAGCGAGGAGGAGACGAAGCCAUUUCCUAUCCUGUAGAUGUGAAGCACUUUGUUACAAACCGUGGGAGAUGUAGCGGUGUCUGCAGCUCCAGUGAGCUCUCCCUGAGGGGCCUGGACACCUGCACACCUGUGUGCCCCUCCAUGCCAAUCAUUCCCACUUGCUGGGGCGCCCCAACACCAUGGGAAGCCGAGGUGCAGGCAGCAUCCUGGUGUUGACUACUACAGUGUCUGUAUGACAUCCUUGUAAUUAUUAAACUGAUUAUUUUUCUUAUCUCAAAAAA
Messenger RNA from Jaculus jaculus (lesser Egyptian jerboa), 4832 nucleotides. RefSeq names its product Rho guanine nucleotide exchange factor 7 (gene Arhgef7). The transcript is spliced from 22 exons. Gene Ontology annotation, biological process: intracellular signal transduction. The record is from RefSeq and is a predicted model, not a curated record. The coding region runs from base 35 to 2623 and encodes 862 amino acids. Lineage: Eukaryota; Metazoa; Chordata; Mammalia; Rodentia; Dipodidae. Gene Ontology annotation, molecular function: guanyl-nucleotide exchange factor activity; protein binding.